Molecule: messenger RNA, 2422 nt
Organism: Hordeum vulgare subsp. vulgare (domesticated barley)
Lineage: Eukaryota; Viridiplantae; Streptophyta; Magnoliopsida; Poales; Poaceae
Product: probable serine/threonine-protein kinase At1g54610
Exons: 8
Coding region: 146-2200 (684 amino acids)
Biological process (GO): protein phosphorylation; positive regulation of transcription elongation by RNA polymerase II
Cellular component (GO): nucleus; cyclin-dependent protein kinase holoenzyme complex
Molecular function (GO): cyclin-dependent protein serine/threonine kinase activity; RNA polymerase II CTD heptapeptide repeat kinase activity; ATP binding
Source: RefSeq, a predicted model, not a curated record
CCACUCCCACUCCCACUCCAAACCCUAACCGCACUCCUCCGCAAUUCGCUGGGACCCCGAGAUCCGCUCCCCCGCAUGCCGUGACUGCCCCGGCGGCGCGGCAGGCCGGGCCGAGUGACCCGCGUGGCCCCCCGGCGCAGCCACCAUGGGCUGCGUGUGCGGCCGCCCCGCGGCCAUCGACGACGGCCGGUGCGGCCAGACACCUCCGCCGGCGGGGAAGCUCUCGGCUGCGGGAGUGGCCGUGCUGAGGAGGGAGGAGGAGGCUCGGAAGCAGGCGAGGGCACGGGAUGAGGCGCUCGAGAGGAGGCGGGCGGCCGCGAUGGCCAUGGCGGCGUGCCAGGUGAGGAGCCCGGUGCCGAGGGCGUUGGAGGCGGAGCAGGUGGCGGCCGGGUGGCCGCCGUGGCUCGCCUCCGUCGCCGCCGAGGCCGUGCGCGGCUGGGUGCCGCGCCGCGCCGAGUCCUUCGAGAAGCUCGACAAGAUUGGUCAGGGAACAUACAGUAAUGUCUACAGAGCUCGUGAUCUUGAAAAACAGAAGAUUGUUGCUCUAAAGAAAGUACGCUUUGAUAAUUUGGAGCCCGAGAGUGUGAAAUUCAUGGCCAGGGAAAUCCUCAUUUUGCGACGGCUUGAUCAUCCAAAUAUUAUUAAGCUGGAGGGUCUAGUAACCUCAAGGAUGUCCUGUAGCUUAUAUCUUGUUUUUGAGUACAUGGAGCACGACCUAGCUGGCCUAGCUUCUUUUCCUGGACUAAAAUUGACCGAGCCUCAGGUUAAAUGUUACAUGCAACAGCUACUCCGUGGCCUUGAGCAUUGUCAUAGUCGUCACAUUCUGCACCGCGAUAUUAAGGGUUCCAAUCUCUUGAUUGAUAACCGAGGCAUACUGAAGAUAGCUGAUUUUGGCUUAGCAAGUUUCUUUGAUCCUGAACAAAGACACCCUUUGACUAGUCGUGUGGUCACACUUUGGUAUAGACCACCAGAACUUCUGCUUGGUGCCACAAAUUAUGGUGUUGCAGUAGAUCUGUGGAGUACCGGCUGCAUUCUUGCUGAGCUAUAUGCUGGCAAGCCUAUCAUGCCCGGUAGAACAGAGGUUGAGCAGUUGCAUAAAAUAUUUAAACUUUGUGGUUCGCCAUCAGAGGACUAUUGGAGGAAGUCUAAACUUCCCCAUGCGACCAUUUUUAAGCCGCAGCAUCCAUAUGCAAGGCGUGUUACUGACACAUUUAAAGACUUUCCUUCACCUGCUCUAGCAUUAGUAGAUGUUCUUCUUUCAGUAGACCCAGCCGAUCGACGGACGGCGUCUUCUGCGUUGCAAAGUGAGUUUUUUACAACAAAACCAUAUGCUUGCAAUCCUUCAAGUUUGCCAAGAUAUCCCCCCAGCAAAGAGUAUGAUGCAAAACGCCGAGAGGAGGAAGGCCGAAGGCAAGGUACUGCUGGAGGAAAGCAACAUCCUGAAAGAAGAACUAGAGAGUCAAAAGCAGUCCCUGCACCUGAUGCAAAUGCAGAACUAGUAUCAUCUUUGCAGAAGAGGCAAGCCCAAGCCAAUACCAAGAGCAGGAGUGAGAUGUUCAAUCCUUGCAAGGAAGACUCCGCAUCUGGAUUUCCAAUUGAACCACCCAGUUCAACUCACAUCAUUGAAUUAUCCGGAGACUCCAAACACGUCUACCCAACGAGAACCUUCCAUUCUGGGCCUUUAGUGAACCCGUCAAAGACUGGAACAAGCAAACACGGAGAACAUCAUGUACGUGCCGUUGCGGAUCCCCGGGAUUUUCCUGUGGCUGUAUCAGCAAAACCAGAUACGCGUCCGGAUGACAGCAAUGGGUUUACUCAAGCUGAAGCAUUUGCUCAUGGACGGAGGCUGUCUGAAUCUAUUAACGGGCACUUCAGUGGUAGCGGGAAGUACGACCAAGUAUUCCACCAGAAAGAUGAUAAGAGCGCCGGCCGGGUGGAUGGAGGAGGAGCUAUUGGCUACGGAUCGAAAGGCAACAAGAUCCACCAUUCGGGGCCGCUGACCUCCUGCCCUUCGGGCAACGUUGACGAGAUGCUCAAGGAGAACGACCGGCAGAUCCAGGAGGUUUUCCGGCGAACCCGGGUGGAGAAGUCGAGGGUGAGGAGGGCCCAUGGGCACGGCGUGGAGGCCGGGCUAAGAGACUUGGGCGCUGUCCCGGUCUUCCCUUCCAGCCGCUCCAGCUACCGGGCCGCGCCCCAGUGAUAGUAACCUGGACGGUGUAGGCUGGCAGUGUAAGUUGAUAUAGCUUAGAGGUUUUCAUUGCGUCUUCUCCCCCCUUAUUAAUUCCCGGGGGAUACACAGCAUAUUCUGUACAGGAAAGACUCGGCCGUGUAAUAUUUGCCUGUAGGAAUUACCACGGAGGGGAGUUGAGGGGAGGGAGAAGGCGAUUUGUUUAAUUGCGAGGUAAUUUGGGUGUUGUUGAAA